AGUAUAUGACUUCUUCAAUUUUUCUCUAUUAUAAAAUGCAGAAAAUAAAAUAUAUAUUUAUAUGUUAAGUGUCUUUUUUUAAAAAUUUAAAAAAUUGUCAAUAGUAAAUGUUUUGGCAGCUUGAUUUGAUUUUUUAUUUUGUAAUAGAAAAUGGGAGAGAAAGAAUUAUACGACGAGAUUUCUAAGACCAUCGACAACAGAGCGUCUGACUUAAAUCAUAUUAGUCAGGAAAUUUGGAAAAAUCCUGAACUUGGAUAUGAAGAAUUUGCAGCUCAUGAAUUACUAACAACAUUUUUGGAGAAAGAAGGAUUUAAUGUUUCAAAGAAAACACCAUUGGAAACUUCUUUUAUUGCAAGAUAUGGAAAUUCAGAAGGUUUAAAAAUUGGUAUUUUAUGUGAGUAUGAUGCAUUACCUGGAGUGGGUCAUGCUUGUGGACAUAAUUUGAUUGCAGAAGCUGGUAUUGGUGCAGCAUUAGGUUUAAAGGCAGUAUUGAAACUCAAACCGGACUUAAAAGCAGAAUUGAUCGUAUUUGGAACACCUGCUGAGGAGGGUGGUGGCGGGAAAGUGAAAAUGAUUGCUGAUGGUUGUUUUGAUGAAACUGAUUUCUGCAUGAUGUCUCACCCUACUCCGUACGAACUACCAGAUCCAUAUUGGUUGGCAAGAAUACAAUUGACGGUGGUUUUUAACGGUAAAGCAUCUCAUGCAGCUGCUGCACCAUGGGAAGGCAUCAAUGCAUUGGAUGCUGCUGUUGCAUGUUACAACAGCGUCAGUAUGCUGCGCCAACAGACUAAGACUACUUGCCGUGUCCACUGUGUGAUCACGGAUGGUGGGCAGAAACCCAAUAUAAUCCCUGAAAGAGCUGCAAUGAAUUUUUACAUUCGAGGUCUCACAGACAAAGAUACUGAUGAGUUGGAAGCAAAAGUGAGGAAAUGUGCGGAAGGAGCCGCAUUGGCGACAGGAUGUACAGUGAAAUUAACAAAUGAUGACCCUAAAUAUUCGGCUGUGAAAACUAACCCAACACUGAUCAACCUUUACGUGAAACACGCCAAAGAGCUAGGCGUGGAAUUCAAUGACGAUGAAUACCGUACCAAGCUACUCGCUAGUACAGAUAUGGGGAAUGUUUCUCAAAUCAAGCCUUCCAUUCAUCCUUUGUUCAAAAUAAAAUCCGAAGGCCCAAACCACACUCAUCAAUUUACUACCGCAGCAGGACACGAGAAUAACCAACUUGCUACAUUAAAAUCUGCUAAAAGUAUGGCAAUGGCAGCGCUAGAUGUAAUUUGUAAACCUUCCUUGAUGGAGGAUAUAAAGAAAGAAUUCCAAGCGUCUUGAUCGGACUUGUUGAAAUAUUUUUUUUAUAAAUAAAAAUUAUUUAUAAAUUGAAAAAAAAAGAGAAUGGAAUAUUACAA
Hydractinia symbiolongicarpus is the source of this 1406-nucleotide messenger RNA. Its product is annotated as xaa-Arg dipeptidase-like. Gene Ontology annotation, molecular function: dipeptidase activity. The coding region runs from base 151 to 1329 and encodes 392 amino acids. The transcript has 4 exons. The record is from RefSeq and is a predicted model, not a curated record. NCBI's taxonomy places the organism in Eukaryota, Metazoa, Cnidaria, Hydrozoa, Anthoathecata, Hydractiniidae.